AUGCUCCGAAAAUUCCUUGCAAUUCCUUCCGUCUCCUCCGCUCCCGCAUUGGUUGCCGCCCUUCCACAGGUCAAUGUUACGGGUGCUUCAAUAGAGAAUUCUCCACCCACUUCAGCUGAUCCACGAGCAGUCAAAAAUCACGAAGCGUCCACAAAUGUUUCAUUGCAAAGAAAGAAUCCAACUUCUCUACCAUCAUGUUUACUCGAUCGAGGCAUCAAGAUCGAGAAAAUCAUGAAACUCUUUUUCGUGAAAAAUGAGCUGGUGGGGCUGUGCAAAUACACCGUCGAAAAGAUUAAAGAGGUAGACCCACAGGCUCUCCUCCGAGCAUACGAGCCAUUAUUCUGGGACACGCAGACCAACGGC
Molecule: messenger RNA, 363 nt
Organism: Mesorhabditis belari
Lineage: Eukaryota; Metazoa; Nematoda; Chromadorea; Rhabditida; Rhabditidae
Source: the annotation of a GenBank genome assembly